AUGCGUUUUGAAAACAUGUUAGUUCCUUUUGCCAUUCUUGCAGGCAUCACCUGGGGCUUUAUCGGCGAGCGGCCUGCACCAAUCAACCCAACUGUUGAACAGGCACCAAUCAUCAGACAUCGUCAAUACUCGCCCUGGCAAAUUCAAACCAUGCCAACGGUGACGCAAGAUCUGGUUGAGCCUGCUACGCCAGCCAAUGUACCAAAGUCUCCUCAGCGUCGUUUGGAAAAUGUUGCCCCCGGCGCUACCCUCGAUUACCGCUGUGGUAAAACACACGGAAGAUGUCCUAGUGGAACAUGCUGUUCCAGCUCGGGUUUCUGCGGCACCACCAAGGCGCACUGCCGCUCUCCAGAUUGCAAGAUCGACUAUGGCCUGUGCGAUGCCCACAAGACACCGAAAGGCCCUCCCACCAGUGACAUUCUCCGGCCUCACAUCGGUGUCGUUCAAUACGGCCCUCAACAGAUCAGAUCUUGUGCAGUCCCAGGAACGGUCGCUUUGACAUUUGAUGAUGGACCCUCCAGAUACACCGGUGAUCUUCUUGAUUUGCUUGACAAAUAUGAGGCACCUGCAACUUUCUUCGUUACUGGUAUCAACAACGGCAAAGGUGCGAUUGAUGACCCAGAGCUACCCUGGGCUUCUUUGAUCUCACGUAUGCUGCUCGGUGGCCACCAAGUUGCCAGUCAUACCUGGUCCCAUGAGGACCUCAGCAAAGUGACAGUCGCCCAGCGUGUAGAUCAGAUGGUGAAGAACGAAGCUGCUCUUCGGAACAUCAUGGGCAGUUUCCCCACCUACAUGCGCCCGCCAUAUUCUAGCUGUGAAGAGGGCUCUGGGUGUCGUGAAGACCUGGGUCGGAUGGGCUAUCACAUCGUGUUGUAUGAUGUCGACACGGACGAUUACAAGAACGACAACCCGGGCUUGAUUCAAAAAUCAAAGGAUAUUUUUGACGCUGCUUUAUCAUCUGGAAACCCUGCCUCUCAUUCCUGGCUGAUCAUUGCCCACGAUGCCCAUGAGCAAACGGUUCACAAUCUUACGGAACACAUGUUACAGACAAUGGCACGCCUCGGGUAUCGUCCUGCCACGGUCGGAGAAUGCCUCCGGGAUUCACGGGAGAUGUGGUACCGCAAGGAUAGCCGCUGGCCUGGACACAAGAAGACAUCCACAAAGACCAAGCCUCCUCAGAUAUCGAUCGACGGCACCUGCGGCAAGAACUACACCUGCCUGGGUUCUAGUUACGGAAUUUGUUGCGGCCACUGGAAUCUUUGUGGGAACAGCUCUAGCCAUUGUGGACAAGGUUGUCAAAAGGAUGCUGGCUACUGCUCCGUGGAAGUACCCCACAACGGUGAUGCAUGGGACCCAAGUGUCCCAGGGAAGAGUAGCAAGUCGGAAGCAGACUCUGAUUUCCGAGCUGUUGGUACUGCUGCUGUGGUUUCUUUGUUCUUGGCAUUGAUUGUGGCGAUUUGGAUGUGA
Messenger RNA from Penicillium verhagenii, 1467 nucleotides. Its product is annotated as chitin deacetylase CDA6. NCBI's taxonomy places the organism in Eukaryota, Fungi, Ascomycota, Eurotiomycetes, Eurotiales, Aspergillaceae. Gene Ontology annotation, biological process: carbohydrate metabolic process. The record is from RefSeq and is a predicted model, not a curated record. The transcript is spliced from 2 exons. Gene Ontology annotation, molecular function: chitin binding; hydrolase activity, acting on carbon-nitrogen (but not peptide) bonds. The coding region runs from base 1 to 1467 and encodes 488 amino acids.